Molecule: messenger RNA, 2938 nt
Organism: Styela clava
Lineage: Eukaryota; Metazoa; Chordata; Ascidiacea; Stolidobranchia; Styelidae
Biological process (GO): cell surface receptor signaling pathway; G protein-coupled receptor signaling pathway
Cellular component (GO): membrane
Molecular function (GO): G protein-coupled receptor activity
Source: RefSeq, a predicted model, not a curated record
AAGAGUCACGUUCUAUUUGACAGUUGAUUGAAUGUUCAAUGUGGACAUCUUCGUUAAUUGUUGAUAUAACAUUUUUUUUUUCAAUGUGAUAAUAUUAGGUCGCUAAUAUUUCAGAGUUCGUAACUAUUUACUUCAUCUAAUUAUAUAUUACAAAGUUGUUUUUAGCUUCACCGUGUAUAUAGAAAAAACGUUUAUAUUCAUGCAUACGUACAUUUAUCGUUUUAACGAGCAAUUAAUGGUAAAAUUUUCAGAUCCCCAGUUGAAAUCAUACUGCCUUCAAGCGACUAUUCAAUCCUUGAAAUAUUCUACAAUGGUAUACAAUUUUCCAACUACUGAAGGAAAUACACCGUCACGUUCGUUAGAGACUUGUGCAAAUUUUAAUUACUCUGCUACCGUAAAAUGCAUCGUCUCAAACAGCAGAAGUUUAUCGGGUUCGUUCGAUAUCAAGACAUUAGAAGAGCACCCCUGCGAAGUUGACGUAAACAGUCUAAUUGAAACGGCUAAAAUGUCGGGUCUCACACCUUCUCGUUUGGAGUCAACUAUGGGCGUACUCAGUGCUGUGUCAUCGAAACAAACAAGCAAAAGUAUUAAAAAAACAAUUCAAGUCUUGGAAGUUUUGAAGCAAGCUACGAAGAAUGACAACAUUAAUAUAACUGAAGAAGCUAUAGUUUCUUUAUUGUGGAUCAUGGAUGAUAUACACAGUACCGUGAAGCACGGAAUAUCCGGGGAUCAAUUGGAGGUUUCGCAAGAUGAAAAACUAUUGCUUUUGGAAACGUUGGAAAUCUAUGGCUCAAAUCUUGUACUAGUCGAUGAAGUAUUUACAAAAAUGUCAGAAACUAAUCUGUUUCAGGCUCAAAAGAUCAACUUUUCAACUGAUGACCCAAUAGUCUUCCAUGGUUCAAUAUCAAAUAACGACACCUUCCAACCAAGCGCCAAAUCCUACAUUCCAAAAUAUGCUAUACCAAAUAGCGCAGGAAAGAAAAAUGCAGUGUUUUAUUUGCACAAAGACGCUACGCUGUUUCCAAACACGUCUAAAGAUAGUAUGAAAGUUAAUCAAGUAUUGAGUUCGCAAAUUUCAAAAUCAACACUCCGCGAUUUAAAGGAACCUGUUAAGCAAUCGUUCAAUCUGCCUGCGAGGGAUACUAGAUCUAAAAGAAAUUUCAUUACGCAAAGAUGCUCUUAUUUGAAUCUUUCGACAGGAGAUUGGGAGUUUAAUGGUUGCAAAACAAUAAUUAUAAAUUCUAACUUUACAUCUUGCACUUGUGAUCAUAUGACAAAUUUCGCAGUACUUGUGCAAACCCACGAUGUGAUGUCUAGCUAUGCAAUUCAAAUUGUCGGAUAUAUCGGCUGUUCUUGCUCAAGUGUUGCUUUAAUUCUAGUACUGAUCAUAUAUCUGGGUUUUCAGAAAAUUCGCACCAAUCAAGUCAAUCAAAUUUUGAUUCAUCUCAGCGCUUGCCUGCUUGUUGGCUAUUUGACCUUUCUUAUUGGUGUAGAACGACCACGUGACUAUAUUUCUUGCAUGGUUGUCGGAUCAAUUUUACAAUUUUCAUUUUUAUCAGCAUGGGGAUGGAUGUUUUCUGAAUGUGUAACAAUGUACAUAAAACUCGUGACAAUAUUUAAUAAAAUUUCCAAUAAUUACGUCAUCAAAACAGCAGCUAUUGUGUACGUUGUGGCGUUCCUCAUAACUUUGGCAACUUCAAUAAUUGCAUAUGUUAUUGGAGAUUCUGAACAGUAUGAAGAUUGGGAAUUGGAUACCGAUAACGUUCCUUUGUUCUAUCCUUCCUAUUACGUCAGUGAUCGUCUGUGUUGGUUGCAUGGGUAUUCUCUGUACUUUGGUUUCCUGACUCCUGUUGCCAUUGUAUUUGUUGCAAAUAUAAUUGGAUUUAUCAGAAUCAUACGAGUGUUGGCAAAACCUAAUCCUAAGGUUCGAUCCACAAGAGCUGAGAAAGAUAUGAAAGAUCACGCCCUACGAAUAUUGACAGUUUCUAUUUUGCUGGGUGUCACCUGGGUUUUCGCCAUUCCAAUGACAAUGACAGAUGACGAAACGCUCAAUGAAAUAUUUAGUUGGCUAUUCUCAAUCGCGAACGCUUUCCAGGGCGUGUUUAUCUUCGUACUGUUUUGCGUCAGACGUGAAGACGUUCGCCAAAUUUGGAUGCAGAUUCUUCCUUGUACCGGUGAAAGUUCAUCAAAUUAUUCUCAAUCAUUGCAUAUCGUGUCUAUAUCGACAUCUCGCGGAUCUUCGCAGAAAACAAACUUGACAUCAAUGGUGGAAGAACCAAAUACUGUUGAGGAACAGAAGCAUAGUACAAUUGUAUAACAAUCAAAAGAAAUUUUUCAUGAAGGGGUAUCUUUAUGUACUUGUUUUUACCCUUAAAAUAAACUGCAUUGUAUAAAGCUUUAUUUUAUACUUAUUGUUAAAUAUGCAUGACUAUCUGUUAAAUCGUGCAACAGAUAAUCGUAUUCCGCUCUUCAAUCUGAUUUAGUAUGUUUUGAAAGAUAAGUUGUUAUAUCAAUGAUUAUAACUGAUUUUUUUCUCGGUCGUAUAGGGGUCUUGUUCGCAGCAUUCACUGCUUCGUUAACUCUUCACAGUUGUUGUAUAUAGUAAAGUGGAUGAUUACAUUUAAAUUUGGGUCUCGCCGCUUCUCACCCUCACGAGAAGAAACGUAUAUUAUGACGUCAACGUUUUCUGGUCCAAUGGCGUUUUAUUACUGCUCUAUAAUGAACUUCUUACUUUUUAAGUUCAGGUUAUUACCAAAUAUACUUGUUAUAAACACAAUUUUGUGAGACAUGCAUUCGCACAUCAUGACACCUUGCGACGGUCCGCAAGGGAACGUCUGCAGAAACUACCAUAAUUUGUUUAAUGAAAGUCUUGAUACCCACCUUACGCAAUAUAAUGCAAAGAAAUUAACGAUGCGAGUACUGUAAACGGUUAGUAUGG